Penicillium soppii is the source of this 2373-nucleotide messenger RNA. RefSeq names its product ankyrin repeat domain-containing protein. Bases 1 to 2373 code for a protein of 790 amino acids. The transcript has a single exon. The record is from RefSeq and is a predicted model, not a curated record. Gene Ontology annotation, biological process: RNA processing. NCBI's taxonomy places the organism in Eukaryota, Fungi, Ascomycota, Eurotiomycetes, Eurotiales, Aspergillaceae. Gene Ontology annotation, molecular function: RNA nuclease activity; RNA binding; protein binding.
AUGUUGAACAAAUAUGUUAAUUUCAGUUCAAGCGAUGAAUAUAGAACUGCUCUCCAAGAUGCAGCACGCCUUGGAAAGCUGGAUGUUGUCAUGCUGCUCCUUAAGCGGAGGUUCGAUGUGAAAAUCCAUGGAACUGCUCUCCAAGCCGCAGUAGAGGAUGGAAACGUGGAUGUUGUCAAGCUGCUCCUUGACCAGGGGGCCGAUGUGAACGUCCAAGGUGGUGAAUAUGGAACUGCUCUCCAAGCCGCAGCACGCUUUGGAAAGCUGGAUGUUGUGAAGCUGCUCCUUAAGCAGGGGGCCGAUGUGAAUGUCAAAGGUGGUGAACUUGGAACUGCUCUCCAAGCCGCAGCAUAUGAUGGAAACGUGGAUGUUGUUAAGCUACUCCUUGACCAAGGGGCCGAUGUAAAAAUCCAAGGUGGUGAAUAUGGAACUGCUCUCCAAGCCGCAGCACGCUUUGGAAAGCUGGAUGUUGUGAAGCUGCUCCUUAAGCAGGGGGCCGAUGUGAACGUCAAAGGUGGUGAACUUGGAACUGCUCUCCAAGCCGCAGCAUAUGAUGGAAACGUGGAUGUUGUUAAGCUACUCCUUGACCAAGGGGCCGAUGUGAACGUCCAAGGCGGUGAAUAUGGAACUGCUCUCCAAGCCGCAGCACGCUCUGGAAAGCUGGAUGUCGUCAAGCUGCUCCUUAAGCAGGGGGCCGAUGUGAAAAUCCAAGGUGGUGAAUACGGAACUCCUCUCCAAGCCGCAGCACGCUCUGGAAAGCUGGAUGUUGUCAAGCUGCUCCUUAAGCAGGGGGCCGAUGUGAACGUCCUAGGUGGUGAAUAUGGAACUGCUCUCCAAGCCGCAGCAUACGAUGGGAACCUAGAUGUGGUAAAGCUGCUCCUUGACCAGGGGGCCGAUAUUAACGUCCAAGGCGGUGAAAAUGGAACUGCUCUCCAAGUUGCAGCAUACAAUGGAAAGCUGGAUGUUGUAAAGCUGCUCCUUCAGCAGGGGGCCGAUGUGAACGUCAAAGGUGGUGAACUUAGAACUGCUCUCCAAGCCGCAGCACGCUUUGGAAAUGUGGAUGUUGUCAAGCUGCUCCUUGACCAGGGGGCCGAUGUGAACAUCCAAGGUGGUGAAUAUGGAACUGCUCUCCAAGCCGCGGCAUACGAUGGAAACCUGGAUGUUGUUAAGCUGCUCCUUAAGCAGGGGGCCGAUGUGAAAAUCCAAGGCGGUGCAUUUGGAACUGCUCUUCAAGCCGCAGCAUACGAUGGAAACGUGGAUGUUGUCAAGCUACUCCUUGACCAGGGGGCCGAUGUGAAAACUCAAGGCGGUGAAUAUGGAACUGCUCUCCAAGCCGCGGCAUACGAUGGAAACGUGGAUGUUGUCAAGCUGCUCCUUGACCAGGGAUCCGAUGUGAACGUCCAAGGUGGUGAAUAUGGAACUGCUCUCCAAGCCGCAGCACACGAUGGAGACGUGAAUGUUGUCAAGCUGCUCCUUGACCAGAGGGCCGAUAUGAACGUCCAAAGUGGUGAAUACGGAACUGCUCUCCAAGCCGCAGCAUAUGAUGGAAACGUGAACGUUGUCAAGCUACUCCUUGACCAGGGGGCCGAUGUGAACGUCAAAGGUGGUAAAUAUGGAAAUGCUCUCCAAGCCGCAGCACGCCGUGGAAACUUAGAUAUUAUCAGGCUACUCCUCAACCUGGGUGCGAAUGUUGGAAUUCCUACACUUGACUCACAGGGCGCAUCAUUGCUACAUUCUGCUGUCGCUUGCGAGGACAGAGAAACCCUGAAUUUAGUUCUUGAAGCUGGCGCACAUUUUUACAUAGCCAAAGCUGAUGCUUUCAACCAGACGCCACUUCAUAUCGCUGCUUCUCACUACCUAGAAGCCUUUCAAAUCCUAGAAAACUCGUUGAACUCAGCUGCCAAGAACGAAAAAGUGGACGCAUGGGCCCUCAUGCACGUUGCUAUCAACGAAAAAGACAUUGAUGGAUGUACCCCUUUACACUGUGCUGUUGAGAAUCACGCUUUAGGGGCUGCAGAAUGGCUUAUCAAUCAUGGUGCUAAUGUUGACAUUGAAGAUUUCAACAAGAUCACUCCAUUUCAGCGCGCCUCUCAGUUGAAAGAUUUCAGAAUGAUGAGCCACCUUUUCCCUUAUGUCACCAAAGGUUUUAUAAAGGCAACAGACUGGAGAGCUUGCGUCCCAUCAAGGGCAGAAAGAAAUAUCAUUCUAGCCUUGGGCGGACCAGAGAUAUCUCCAGUGCAAGUGAAGGAUGAUCAGGAAUUAACGCAAUAUUUUAAUGCGAUGUCAUAUUCCUUGGCUUUCUCCACAUCAAGCGUAUCAGCACAGGGUGAUAAGUGUGUCGCCACUGCUAUUUCACAGAGGGCAGUCGUGUGA